This is a messenger RNA of Penicillium atrosanguineum, 2019 nucleotides long. RefSeq names its product ATPase inhibitor. Gene Ontology annotation, biological process: regulation of transcription by RNA polymerase II; DNA-templated transcription. The record is from RefSeq and is a predicted model, not a curated record. The annotation marks the transcript as partial. Gene Ontology annotation, molecular function: zinc ion binding; RNA polymerase II cis-regulatory region sequence-specific DNA binding; DNA-binding transcription factor activity, RNA polymerase II-specific. Gene Ontology annotation, cellular component: chromatin. The transcript has 5 exons. Lineage: Eukaryota; Fungi; Ascomycota; Eurotiomycetes; Eurotiales; Aspergillaceae.
AUGUCCACGCCUCUCCCUCGUCGGCGCAAGAAGCUUAAUCUGGAAUGUGGCUUCUGUCGGAAAAGAUACACCAAGCGAGAGCAUCUUCAGGAUGUCUUGAAUCGACAUACCCGAAUUCAUUACGACUUAUCUCUUAAGGAUGCAUCAGAAGACCCGCAAGAUAACCAGAAUACCACCCCUACUUUGGAGCAGCAUCAGUCGGAGCAUAACAUUGGUACCGACCAACCUCAUACUGGGAUAUCACUUGAAGACUGCUCGUCAUUACUGUGGCCCGAUUCUGAGGAGCUUUUGCAUAGCAUUUUGUCCGUGGGACCUGGGGCCUGGGAACAGCGGGCACCGUCGAUGCCACAGACGUUCGAGGAACCCUACAACCCCGUGGAAUCGAAAUCUGACGGACCAGACAUCUCGCCAUCAGAUCGAAGUGCCCUUGUUGAAGAUGGUGAACGAGCAAUUCAUUCACUGAGUGGGCUGCUCGGGGAAGCGUUUUGCAAAGUGACGACACCCACAGUGUUAUCAGGGCUUACAUCACGGUUCCUUGAUAGCAGCUUGCACAUGUUUUUCAAGAAUGUGAUACCAAUGUUUCCAAUCAUUCACCAACCCACUUUCGUCUUCCGUGACUGUCCCUCACCGUUGCUGUUGAAUGCCAUCGCACUAGGAGCACUGUUCUUGGGAACCCUUGAUGCGGUAAUCAAGGCAGAUGCACUAUGGCAGCUAGCACAUACCGCCGUCGCCACAUCGUGGCAUGGCAUGUUAGCCCAAAGAAGGUCUUAUGAUUCGUGUAACGGAGUCCACCUCGCCCAGACUGUGCUUUUAAGUCAAAUUUAUGCUGCAUUAUCGAAGAGCAAAACUCUUCGAAUGACGAGCCAAGUCUUUCAUGGGAUGGCCAUCUUCUGGGCCAGCCACUGCGGUAUGUACGAGAUGCUGGGCCACGCUCCCUUGCCACCCACAGAUUCUCCACCGGAGAUGAUAUCGCAUGCUUGGCACACUUGGAUUGCUCGGGAGACUCGAAUCCGCACACUGUUGGGGCUCUAUAUUGUUGACGGUGUAGUGUCUCAGUUCAGCGGCAAUCCUACUUUUGUCCGACACAUGGCUAAUCCACUCACGUUUCCAAGCGACGAAUUGACGUUUGAUGCUAAUACUGCUGACGAGUGGCUUGGGCUGAUGCAUAAGAAUAUUCCUUCUCACAAAUCAAAUAUCCGAUUUUGCGACGUGUUCAGAGUGUUGUUUGCUGAGUACGAUUGUGAAGAAUACUAUCCUUCCACAUAUCAGUACGGGAACUCGUUGUUCAACUACAAGGUUGUCCUCGAGGGGAUCCGCUCUCUUGUCUCAGAUGCCAACCGCAUAGACCCACCACCUAUAGGCGUCCCUAGGAAGGUGGAUAUCAGCCGGGUUGUGAGCAGACUGCGGAGCCGGAUAAUUCAAGACCAGAAAUUAUCAGCGACAGGCCGAAUUGCUACAUUGUUGCAGUGGCAUACGAUCUGCUUGGAUCUUGUUGUUAACACAGCACGAGGCACACGCCGAUUAUGCUACAUCCACAGUAUUCCACAACGAAUUUUUGGCGGUGACAGUCGAGAUGAACAGUUUGUUGACCCACUUCGCUGGACACAAAGCAGGGCAGCACGAAUCGCACUUUUGCACGCCUCGCAGCUCCAUGAACUUGCAGUUUGCCUACCAUUUGGUAUGGCGUACGAUGUCAAUGUCCCGGGGGCUGUUUUUGCAGCUGCAGCCACAUACAGCGCAUUCGCCCUAGCUGGAGCAGGGAAGAUAGUUUUGCCCUCGGUAGUUGACUGGACAGCGGUAGUCAACUCAGCAGGUGUGGAGGAGGACUUAAACAUCGGGGCCUACAGUGGUAGUACGCAGGAUACCCUGGCCUUCAUAGAUGGGUCAUUCCGAGAUCGAGGUUCGCGAAAAGAUCUUUCUUAUGAGUUGAUUUCGAUUCAAACCCUUCUGCGAGGUCUAUCAUUGCAGUGGGGAGUGGCGCUGGAAAUGGAGGAGGUGGUUGGUGCCUGGGUUCAACUA